Humulus lupulus (European hop) is the source of this 493-nucleotide messenger RNA. Its product is annotated as putative callose synthase 8. The transcript is spliced from 2 exons. NCBI's taxonomy places the organism in Eukaryota, Viridiplantae, Streptophyta, Magnoliopsida, Rosales, Cannabaceae. Bases 108 to 461 code for a protein of 117 amino acids. The record is from RefSeq and is a predicted model, not a curated record.
GUUUAUGUACACAUUAUUGGAACAACACCAUGGUUUUAGAAUAUUUAGGCAUGAUGAUAAACUUGCCUAAAUGACACAGAUAAAGGCUGCAAUUGCAGUUGUUCGCAAUGGCUAUUGUUUACCUUCAACCCCAGACUUUCAGAGGCAUGGAAAAUUCAUUGUCUUGUUUGAUUUUCUUCAGAAUUGAUUUGGUUUCCAGGUACUUUAGAUCAGCUACAAUACGUGAUGAUCUAAUAAGAUAUGUGCUCUUUCUUCUGCAUUGCUCAUAUUUUGAUGCUUCUUUGAAUUUUCAUAAUGUGUUUUCUAACCAUGAAGGCAAUGUUGCCAACCAGAGGGAGCAUCUAAUUCUUCUCCUUGCCAAUAUUCACAUUCGGAAAGCUAAUAAGCAGUCUAUCUUGAAGUUAGAAGAUGUUGUUGUGGAUGAGUUAAUGAGGAAGUUCUUCAAAAAUUAUACAAACUAGUGCAAAUUCUUGCUAAGAAAAAGCAACAUUCG